CCUAGCCUAUAUCAAGGGUCCUCUCCUGCCCCGAUGCCUUGGCGUUGUUGUCCCGGCCACAGCGGCAGUCUCCCACAUCCUCCCGGACAGCUUCUGGUCAUUCUUUCAAACAGCCUCCAAUCAUGAGGAUCAUCCCUGCUCUGCAACUGCUCGCCGCAGCGGUGGCCCCUAUCCAGGCUGCCUUCACCUGGAAGAACGUCAAGAUCGGCGGCGGCGGAGGUUUCGUCCCCGGAAUCGUCUUCCACCCGACUGCCAAGGGCGUGGCCUAUGCGCGGACCGAUAUCGGUGGUCUUUACAAGCUUAACUCGGACGAUUCGUGGACUGCAGUCACGGACAGCCUCGCCACCAACGCCGGAUGGAGCAAAUUGGGAGUCGACGCGGUUGCGCUUGACCCUAAAGACCCCAACAAGGUCUACGCCGCCACCGGGCUUUACACCAAUAGCUGGGACCCCGACAAUGGCUCCAUCGUCCGCAGCUCCGACAAGGGCGCCACCUGGUCCGUUUCCACCCUCCCCUUCAAGGUCGGAGGCAACAUGCCGGGGCGCGGCCUGGGCGAGCGCCUCGCCGUGGACCCCAACAACGGCAAGAUCCUCUUCUUCGGCGCCCGCAGCGGCAACGGCCUGUGGAAGAGCACCGACGGCGGCGUCACCUUCUCCAAGGUCACCUCGUUCACCGCCGUCGGCACCUUUGCCCAGAACCCGGCCGACACCACCGGGUACCAAAGCGAUAUCCAGGGCCUGACCUGGGUGACCUUUGACCCCACCUCGCCCGUCCUGCCCGGCUCCGGCGCCACGUCCCGCAUCUUCGUCGGCACCGCCGACAACAUCACGGCAUCCGUCUACGUCACCAACGACGGGGGCAGCACCUGGGCGCCUGUCGCCGGCCAGCCCAAGGCUUACUUCCCCCACAAGGCCAAGAUCCAGCCCGCUGAGAAGGCGCUCUACGUCACCUACGCGGAUGGCACCGGCCCCUUCGACGGCACCAAGGGCGCCGUGUACCGGUACGAUCUCGCCAAGUCGACGUGGAAGGACAUCACGCCCGUGUCGGGGGCGGACCUCACGUACGGCUUCGGCGGCCUCGGCGUCGACAUGCUCAAGCCGGGAACGCUCGUGGUGGCCUCUCUGAACUCGUGGUGGCCGGACGCCCAGAUCUUUAGGUCCACCGAUUCGGGCGCGACAUGGUCGAGGCUGUGGGAGUGGGCCGCAUAUCCAGAGAUGCAUCAGUACUACUCCAUCAGAACUUCCAAAGCCCCCUGGAUCGAGACGGGACACCUCUCGCAGGAUUCGAAGCGCUUGGGCUGGAUGAUUGAGUCGCUCGAGAUCAACCCGACUGACAGCGACCACUGGCUAUAUGGCACCGGUCUGACCGUUUUCGGCGGCCACGACCUGACAAAAUGGGACACGGUCCACAACAUCACCAUCCAGUCCCUGGCCGACGGCAUCGAGGAGACGGCCGUCCUAGAGCUCGCCUCGGCCCCUGGCGGCUCCGAGCUCCUGAUCGCCAUCGGCGACAUCACCGGCUUUACGUACAAGACGAGCGCCGACCUGUUCAAGAGCCCGGCGCGGCCCUGGAUGGCGCCCAAGUGGGCCACGUCCUCGGGCGUCGACUACGCGGGCGCCAAGCCCAACAGCGUCGUCCGCGUGGGCCAGACCCAGGGCGAGCCGAUGCUGGCGGCCUCCUCGGACGGCGGCGCCUCGUGGAGCGUGCACCCGGGCGCCAACACCAACUACUACGGCGGCGUGGCGGCCCUGUCGGCCGACGCGUCCGUCGUGCUCUGGGCCACGGCCAACGGCGCCGUCGUCCGCUCGCAGAACCAGGGCGCCUUCGCCGCCGUCUCGGGCCUGCCGUCCUCCCUCCCCGGCACCGUGUCCGUGGCGGCCGACAAGCGCAGGGCCGGCGUCUUCUACGUCGCCUCGUCCGGCGCCGCCGCGCUGUACGUCUCCACCGACGCGGGCGCGACCUUUGCGCGCGCCGCCGGCUCCCUCUCCCCGGCCGCCACCGGCGUCCGCUACGUGACGGCGCACCCGGCCGUCGCGGGCGCCGUCUUCGUCUCGACCGACGCCGGCGUGUUCCGCAGUGCCGACUCGGGCGCCACUUUCGCCCCCGUCGCGUCGGGGCUCACCGACGCGCAGCACAUCGCCCUCGGGCUGGGCGCGGGCGGCUCCUCCUGGACGCUGUACGCGCUCGGCAGCGGGCCCGGCGGGCAGCGGCGGCUGCACGCGAGCGCCGACGCCGGGGCCGGGCCGUGGGUCGACAUCCAGGGCGCCGCGCAGGGCUUCGGCCGCAUGGAGAAUGCACGCCUGGCCGGCAGCGGCAACGUGCCGGGCCAGGUCUACGUCGGCACCAACGGCCGCGGCGUCUUUGUGGCUCAGGGGAGCGUCGGCGGUGGCGGUGGCGGUACCGGCUCCACCACCCUCGUCACGUCGACCACGACGUCGGCGACCACGACCUCCAAGCCCAUGACCACGUCGAUGUCCACCAGCUCCUCGGCGCGGCCGACCACGACCGGCGGCGGCGGCGGGCCAACCGUCCCGAGGUACGGGCAGUGCGGUGGCAUUGGCUACGGCGGACCAACGGUCUGCGCAGCGCCGCACACUUGCACAAAGCAGAAUGACUGGUACUGGCAGUGUCUGUAA
Messenger RNA from Gaeumannomyces tritici R3-111a-1, 2636 nucleotides. RefSeq names its product xyloglucanase. The record is from RefSeq and is a predicted model, not a curated record. Bases 123 to 2636 code for a protein of 837 amino acids. Gene Ontology annotation, molecular function: cellulose binding; protein binding. The transcript has 3 exons. Gene Ontology annotation, cellular component: extracellular region. Lineage: Eukaryota; Fungi; Ascomycota; Sordariomycetes; Magnaporthales; Magnaporthaceae. Gene Ontology annotation, biological process: xyloglucan metabolic process.